Messenger RNA from Zygosaccharomyces rouxii, 1965 nucleotides. RefSeq names its product coiled-coil domain-containing protein MAD1 (gene MAD1). Gene Ontology annotation, cellular component: nuclear envelope; mitotic spindle; kinetochore. The transcript has a single exon. Lineage: Eukaryota; Fungi; Ascomycota; Saccharomycetes; Saccharomycetales; Saccharomycetaceae. The record is from RefSeq and is a predicted model, not a curated record. Gene Ontology annotation, biological process: mitotic spindle assembly checkpoint signaling; attachment of mitotic spindle microtubules to kinetochore. Bases 1 to 1965 code for a protein of 654 amino acids.
AUGGUUAGCAGUAAUGGUGGGUCAUCUCCAUUUUUGGAGAGUCCUGUCCAUGCCUCUCCCAAGAUGAGCCCACAGACUGAUCGCCAAGUAAUGUCAUUACAAUACAAGUUAAACACUGUACAGAAUGAAUUUGAAAUUGAAAAACUGAGAUUACAACAGCAAUCGAAUUUGUUGGAUAAGAAAUAUAGAAAUGUUGUUGAAGAAUUGGAGAAGGCAUUGGAUGAUACCAAGUAUCUUUAUGAGACUAAUGGAAGAUUGGAACAAGAAUUAUCAGAUUUGAAAAACAGUUCGAACCAAAACGACGAUACUAGAGAUGAGGAAUUACGAAGACUGAGGUCUGAAUUACGUGCUAAAGAUUAUCGAAUUGAUGAGUUGGAAUCAAAUUACCAAUCUAAGCUAUCAAAAUUGGAAAGGAAAUUAGAAAACAACCAAGUGGAAUCUCAGAGUUCACAGACAUUACUCAAAAGGUAUGAAGAGGAGAUCUCAAAACAAUCAGGCCAGAUCAAGAUGUUGCAGAGAGCCAACAGUGAAAAGGACGAUGAAUUGGCUACUUUGAAGGCAUCUAAUGUGGUGACACAACAUCACAAUUAUUCCACAGAGGAUUUACAAGAAUUGACAGUUACAAAUAAGAUGUUGCAAGAUCAAUUGCAAUAUUCGAAGGAAUUAGAAGAGGCCAACAUGCAACAGGCAGGUGAACUGAAAAGGUUGAGGAUGACAAGCGAGUCACAAAAUUUCUGGAAAAGUGAAAAUGAAAAACUGCAAAAUAAGGUAGAACAGCUAAAUCUUUUAGAAAAACAAUUCCAGGAUUCUCAAUUGGAAAACGUUCAACUAAAAUCACAAAUCGCAUCUUGGGGGCUCUAUACGGAUGGGAAACAAAGUCCUGAGGAUAUUGUUCGCGAUUGGACACUAACAAAGAAAGAAUGCAUUGUAUUGAAUGACGAAAAUAAAAAGAUUAGAUUUGAUUUGAUGAAUUUGAAAAAUCUCAAUGAUGAAUUGGCCCAUGAGCGUAAUCAACUAUUAGAGUUAAACAAAAACUAUGAAGCCAAUAUCAUUAAUUUGAAAAAAUUAAACCAUGAAGUGGAGCAACAAAAGCAGUUAUCAUUUGAAGAAUGUAGACUUCUCAGAAUCGAGAUGGAGGAGCUUUCUAAAUUCUCUAAGGACUCCAAUAGAGAUGCAGAUGCGGGCUAUGGAUCACUUGUAGAUAGCUAUAAAAAUCAAACUGAAGAUUUAACUGGUGAGUUGAAGAAAUUGAACGAUCAGUUACUGGCUCGUGAACCUGCGACGAAGAAACGUAAGGCAAGUGAUCAAUUGGGACUCAAUUAUUCUCAAAGACUUAACGAACUACAAUUGGAAAAUGUUAGCCUGUCAAGAGAAUUGAAGAAAUGUCAAGAUACCAUUACGAUUCUCGAAGACAAAAUCAAAAAUCUAACGGAGUUAAAAGAAAAGAAGAUACGUAUCUUACAAUUACGAGAUAAUCCUUUACUCAAGGACCAAUUCGUGAAGAGGAAACAGUUGGAACUUCUCAAGAAGGAGAAUGCAGAUCUUUUACAAUUUGCGCAGGCCAAUAAUAACGGUGACAAAGAAUUGGAGUCGGUCCCCAUAUCAGUUUACGAAUCCAUAAACUUUGAAAUCAAACAACGAGAAGAAGGAUUGUUCAGAGCGAAUAAAAAGUUUGUCAGGCUCAAAGAAGUAUUUAAUAAAAAAUCAUUGGAAUUUAUCGAUGUUGUGAAUUCCUUAUUAGGCUUCAGAUUAGAGUUUCAACAAGAUGGUAAAGUGAAGAUAAUUUCAUGUUUUAAACCGGAAAGAUCAUUGGUGGUAGAUUUAAAUCAAAAUACCUUAAAAUCGAACCUGGAUCGAGAUAUCGAGGAUUGGGAAAGUCUUCUUCAACUUUGGGUGGAUCAAAGAGGCCAGAUACCUUGCUUCUUGGCAACAAUUACCCUCAAAUUGUGGGAAGAAUCAGCGUAA